Brassica napus (rape) is the source of this 2805-nucleotide messenger RNA. Its product is annotated as UDP-glycosyltransferase 74F2-like. Gene Ontology annotation, molecular function: UDP-glycosyltransferase activity. The transcript is spliced from 2 exons. Lineage: Eukaryota; Viridiplantae; Streptophyta; Magnoliopsida; Brassicales; Brassicaceae. Bases 45 to 1376 code for a protein of 443 amino acids. The record is from RefSeq and is a predicted model, not a curated record.
CCUAAGGCAUAUUCAUUCGGUUGAAGCAAAACAUUUUGAGAGAGAUGGAGAAAAGAGGACAUGUAUUGGCAGUGUCAUAUCCAGCGCAAGGACAUAUCACACCAAUCCACCAAUUCUGUAAACGACUCAUCUCUAAAGGUCUCCAAACCACUCUUGCUCUUACCACUUUCAUCUUCAACUCCAUCAAACAUGACCCAUCUGGUCCAGUCUCCAUAGCCACCAUCUCCGAUGGCUACGACCAGGGUUUUGACUCGUCUGGCUCCAUCCAAGACUAUGUCCAAAGCUUUAAAAUCUUUGGCUCUAAAACCAUUACAGACAUCAUCCGCAAACACGAAACAAGUGAUAACCCCAUCACUUGUAUCGUCUAUGAUUCUUUCUUGCCUUGGGCAUUCGACGUUGCCCGAGAGUUUGGUAUAGCUGCGGCUCCUUUCUUUACGCAGUCUUGUGCUGUUAAGUAUGUUUACUAUCUUUCUUACAUAAGCAAUGGAAGCCUGAACCUUCCCAUUGAGGAGUUUCAUUUUCUUGAGCAUCAAGAUUUGCCUUCUUUUUUAUCUGCUCCUGAAUCUUACCCUGCUUACUUGGAGAUGGUGCUCCAACAGUUUACAAACUUUCAAAAGGCUGAUUUCUUACUCGUUAAUACCUUCCAAGAGUUGGAGCUUCAUGAGCAGGAGUUAUUGUCAAACGUUUGUCAUGUGUUGACAAUUGGUCCAACUGUUCCAUCAAUGUACUUAGACCAAAGGAUCAUUUCAGACACAAAUUAUGAUCUGAAUAUCUUUGAUUUGAAAGACGCUGCCUUCUGCACUAGCUGGCUGAACACAAGGCCACAAGGGUCAGUGGUGUAUGUAGCAUUUGGGAGCAUUGCUAAGCUUAACAAUGUGCAGAUGGAGGAACUUGCUUCAGCAGUAAGCAAAUUCAGCUUCCUGUGGGUUGUCAGAGAAAAACUGCCAUCAGGAUUUCUUGAGACACUGGAUAAAGACAAGAGCUUGGUCUUGAAAUGGAGUCCUCAGCUUGAAGUUCUGUCAAACAAAGCCAUCGGUUGUUUUUUGACUCAUUGUGGCUGGAAUUCAACUCUGGAGGCAUUAGCCAUUGGGGUUCCCAUGGUAGCUAUGCCUCAAUGGAUCGAUCAACCUAUGGAUGCAAAGUACAUACAAGAUGUGUGGAAGGCUGGAGUUCGUGUGAAGAUAGACAAUGAGAGCAGGAUUGCCAAGACAGAGGAGAUUGAGUUUAGCAUUAAGGAAGUGAUGGAGGGAGAGAAGAGCAAGGAGAUGAAGGAGAAUGCGAAGAAAUGGAGAGACUUGGCUGUCAAGUCACUCAGUGAAGGAGGCUCUACAGAUAUUAACAUUGACACAUUUGUAUCAAAGGUUCAGAGCAAAUAAGUUAUCACAUGAAGUAGCAAAGAUUUCUAUUGAGUCAGUAUUUCUUUCAGUGUAAUCUUUAAGUUGAUUCUUCAUCUGGUUAAUUACUUCCCAAUCUUACAAUGUUCUCUACCAUAUAUUGUCUUCGUUUCAAUAGGCUUUUUAGGUGUCUGUCAUCACUCAUCACUAUCAUUUUUUUGUUUAACCACUGGUAUUUCAGUUUCAAUGAACAGGACCUCGGCAGAUAGAGCCUAACUCUCUUGUAUUACCAUGUCUGACCAUCUUCUUCUGGCAUUUGACAUGUUUUCUAUUAACUAGAUCUUUUCUUGAACUAAUUUUAUUUUUUUUUGAACUAAUUUAAUAAAUUAAUAUAAAUGUAUAAUUGAUAUGGUUUAACGAUAUAUAAUUUUCUACAAGUUAAAUGUUGACCAAAAAAUAUUUCAAUAUUUGAAUACAUUAAAUUAGUUCAAAAAUGAUUUAGUUGCUAGAAUAAAGCCAACGAGUCUUAACGUCUCAAGACAUGUUUUCUUUUGCCCUUAACGUCCACUCUAUUUAUUGAACUUUUUGGCUUGUCUUAAUUGACCUCCGCGGCCUCUAUAAUUGUCAUUCGUGUUUGCGACUCACUCUCUCAAGUGUUUUCGACGGAAGGUAUGACUCAACGUGGAACAAUUAAGCCAUCAUCUUCCGAAUCUCAUGGUUAUGUUGGAUGUAGUUUCCUCCAUGAUGUUUUUGUAAUCUGGAGCCAGAGAAUCUCCCGCUAAUGGUUUGGAAGAAAGCAACUAAAGAUUUAUAACUUCUAUUUACCAUUCCACCUUUUUUUUAUUUAUAAUUCUAGUACAACUCUGCCACUAGGUUUGCGUCUGAAACAUCUACAGAAUUCUGAGAAAGAGCCAAGUUUAUUAUUCUGAGAGCCCCUUAGGGUUGCGUAAUUGAUCUACAAUGUUCUUUAAACGUCAUCAUUUUCGUCAUAAUUUGAUGUCAUCUUUACAAUUAUAAAGAUGGAACGAAUAGAAGAUUGGUUUGAUUUUCGUUUGUAAACAAUCAAAUCAAAUAUAACAAAUUGAUAAUUUAUUUUAUGUACAUGUUGGACCUGAUACUUUAGUGUUGUCAAACUCAUAAAAUUUUGUUUCAUAAGCUGUUACUUAUUUAUGUGAACAUAUAAUUUAUAUAAUAGAUAUUUAUUUCUGAGGUAUAUAUGAUCUGUUCUUUUUUUUGACUAAGGUAUGUGAUCUAUUCAUGCGCAUAUAACUAACCAAACGGCUAAUAUUGUCACGAUUUUUGUUCCGGUCAGAAAAAAGUAUAACGCAUAUUACAUUAAUUUAUCUCUAUGAUAUUAUCCGAGAAGUUGGUUUUUUACGUGUCGUGAUCACAUUGAUAAAAUUCAAGUACAAGAACACCUUUAACGAAAUUAAAAAUUAUACGUAAUUGUGAUUACUAAAAAUUAUUUUGU